Messenger RNA from Ficedula albicollis (Collared flycatcher), 672 nucleotides. Its product is annotated as succinate dehydrogenase [ubiquinone] iron-sulfur subunit, mitochondrial-like. The annotation marks the transcript as partial. Lineage: Eukaryota; Metazoa; Chordata; Aves; Passeriformes; Muscicapidae. The record is from RefSeq and is a predicted model, not a curated record. Gene Ontology annotation, molecular function: iron-sulfur cluster binding; electron transfer activity. The transcript is spliced from 3 exons. Gene Ontology annotation, cellular component: mitochondrial membrane. Gene Ontology annotation, biological process: respiratory electron transport chain; aerobic respiration.
GGCCCCGUGCAGUUAGAAGAGGUUUUUUGGGAUCAGUGAGGAUCCCAGGAGGUUUCCUGGGAUGGGUGAGGACCCUGGCGGGUUGGAAAGGGGUUUCCAAGACCCUGGCAGGUCGAGCAGAGGUGUUUUGGGAUCCUGAUGGAUUGGGAAGAGUCGAGUGGAGUCUCCCCAGGGCUGUUUUUGGGGCCAGGAGGGAAAAUCCCACCCUUGGCUCUGCUUUUCCCCCCUCAGGGAUCUGUGGCUCCUGUGCUAUGAACAUCGCUGGGGGCAACACCCUGGCCUGCAUCAAAAAAAUCGACAGUGACCUCAACAAAGUCACCAAAAUCUACCCCCUGCCCCACAUGUACGUGGUGAAGGACCUGGUUCCGGACCUGAGUAACUUCUACGCUCAGUACAAAUCCAUCGAGCCCUACCUGAAGAAGAAGGACGAGUCCAAGGAGGGCAAGCAGCAGUACCUGCAGUCCAUCGAGGACCGCCAGAAGCUGGCGUACCGCUGGAUGAUCGACUCGCGCGAUGACUUCACGGAGGAGCGGCUGGCGCAGCUGCAGGACCCCUUCUCCCUGUACCGCUGCCACACCAUCAUGAACUGCACCCGCACCUGCCCCAAGGUACUGCCACUGCCCCGGGGCACAGGGCACACUGACACUGCCCUGGGGCACAGGGCACACUGCC